ACGGUGAGAGAGAGACACCGGCACCAGACAUCAACGUGUUCCAGAGAUUUCACUCCACCAGAAGGUCAACCACGCGAAAUACCCCCCUCCGCUUGUUCUGCAAGACCUUCGUCCCUGUCCUCUCUCUUCUUCGGAGACGCGUCAGCUCUCCGAAGAGCGCGUCCUUGCGCCACACUCUGUCUGUGUUAUCCAAAUUCCACGAAAACAGCCGCUCCCCAUCCCCUGUUAUUCGCCUUCUGAUUUGUCUCGACCGCCUCUGGAAAGAUGGCGGGUCCCCGAUCUCCUCUCCGCUUUGUUCUUCUUCUCUCUCUACUUGCACUGAAAGUCUUCGUCGACUCUCCUUCAGUGCUUCCCGCGCUCGCGGGCGAGUCUGCGGCUGACUUGUCCACUUCCAUUGACGACGAUGACUUCGACAGUUCCUCGGGUGUCGCGGUCCCCAGCUUGACCACCGAGCAGGAAGUGCACCGGACCCAAGAGGCUCUCGAUCCGGAGGUGGUUGACCUCGGAAAGCCCAGUCCGUACGCAGAGGAGGAGAGCGGGAUUCUGGCGGCGUCUGCGUCGCGACUGAACUUCAGUCCGAUGAUGGCGCUGAAGAGUUUCUUCCACAUGGGAGGCGAGACAGGCGCCCCAGGCCACAGAUCCCGCAUCGACGUUGUCAAAAACGCGGCUAUGGACCACGUCCACCGUCUCCUGCAGAUGCUGCGCGAGUCGAGUGAGGAUGAAGAAGAACGGCUCCUCUUUGCUGACAGAAGAGAAAAGAAAGUCAUCACUGUUAAUGAGUGGUACACCACGACGGUCGCCGCCACGAUGCUCGGCAGGCGGCCCACAGACGAAGACGCUAUCCUCGUCAGUGCACCUGCGACGAGUCGCCCAAACGUUCGCAUAAAAGCUGUAUUCGACGGCCAUGCAGGGGAGGCCACCUCCCAGUACUGCGCCAAGCACGCCGCCAAACACUUGGGGAAGCUCUCCGAGUUCACCUUCGCGGAAGUGAAGAAAGCGUGUCUCUCUCUGGACGCUGAGAUCAUCCGAAAGCUGGGACCGAAGCACGUUGCAGGGUCCACAGGCAUCAUCGUCGCGAUCGAGCGUCUCAGCGCACCUGUGGUCGAGAACGUUGUGGGGCGGGAGAUCGUUCCUCGUGCUCACGAAGAAACGUUCGUGCCUCUGGAGAAGCUGAUUCAAGAGGAAGAGGAGGCAGAACAUCCGGAGCUUGUCGGCCGCUACCCCCGCGUCCCCGACGUGCAGCAAAAGACGAUUCCUGCAGGCUCUUUCCUCGUCACCGCCAUCAACAUAGGCGAUUCGAGAGCGACGCUGAUCCACAGUGACGGAGGACUGACGCGACUGUCGAAAGAUCACAAGCCGAACCAUCCGACUGAGGCCUCUCGCAUCGAGAAGGCCGGGGGGUCUGUCGAAACGUUCGACGUCCCUCGCGUGGACGGUGUUCUGGCGCUUUCACGAGCCUUCGGAGACUCUGACUUCAAAAUGAAUCCCAACCUUCCUCCAGAAGAGCAGAAGGUCAUUGCCGUUCCAGACGUCAGGCAGUUCUACGCGCUGUCGAGCGAUCUUCUCUUGCUGGCGUGCGAUGGUGUGUAUGAACCAAGCGGCAUGGACUGGGCGUAUGUUCGAGACCUCACUGUUGCUGAGAUGCAGAGGUCAAAGGGGGAUUUGGAGGAGGUGGCGGCUCGCGUGAUGGAUUACGCCUAUGACAUGAAUUCUCAGGAUAACAUCAGCGUCAUGCUCGUUGCUUUCCAUAACCAAGAAGUUGAACACCCUACUGCUGUCUACAAGGUCGUCUCUGGCCAAGGUGUAGUUCUGUCGGAGACACGACGGCCGAGCGACGCGGAGGACGACAGCGUCGAGGGCGACACAGUUUCCCUGUUUUAGAUGGGACUUGACUUUUGUUGACUGUGAACGACAGUGAAGAUC
Molecule: messenger RNA, 1923 nt
Organism: Toxoplasma gondii ME49
Lineage: Eukaryota; Apicomplexa; Conoidasida; Eucoccidiorida; Sarcocystidae
Product: protein phosphatase 2C domain-containing protein
Exons: 9
Coding region: 265-1881 (538 amino acids)
Biological process (GO): protein dephosphorylation
Molecular function (GO): protein serine/threonine phosphatase activity
Source: RefSeq, a predicted model, not a curated record